UGUUUCUUGUGUAAAUGCGGUUUGUCAUAACAAAAACGUUCCUCCGGAAGGAUUAGGAGGUUACACCGUUAAUGGAUUAGAGCUGCGGUGUCUGGGUCGCUCUUUUGUUUACAUCAGUUUUCCGUUUAUUCUCAAACGCUCAGAAUCCAAUGGCCCUCCAGAACAAAACAUGUGAAUAUGUGAUAGUAUUCAUGUGACUUGUGGAAGCAGAAGUAUUAUCAGUCACUACAUUAGGGCAAGUUUGGAGUGAAAACAUGUUCACUGCUACCCAGACCUCCAAGUCCCAGUUCCUGGAUAAAGCCAGGGUAGCACGAGAGGAAAGGAAAGGUCAUAAGGAGAAAGAGAGAGCUGCCACACAAAUCCAGGCUCUAGUCAGAAAAUUCCUCUGCCGUUGCAGGCUGCAAAGAGAAAUCAGGAAAGAGGUUGAUGACUUCAUUGCAGUCAGCGAUGCAGGUUCAACAAAAAGAAAUGCAUUGUCGAUCUUCAAAAUCGCUAGAAAAUUGUUAUUUAUAUUGAGCAAAGAUGAUAAAUUGAGGUUUGAGAAGCUAUGUAGAAUCAUACUAAGUAGCAUGGAUGUUGAGAAUGAACCUAAAGUGUGGUAUGUGUCCCUGGCUCUUUCAAAAGAUCUCACUAUCCCGUGGCUAAAACAGAUCAAAGAUGUGCUCUGGGUCUCUUGUGAAUUUCUGAAAAAACUGAAGCCUGACAUACUGCAAGAUAAUAAAUUGGUGACGCUGUACCUGACAAUGCUGAUAACCUUCACUGAUACAUCGACAUGGAAAAUCAUCCGAGGGAAGGGAGAGGCCCUUAAGCCUGCUUUAAACAGAAUUUGUGAGAACAUCAUGGGACAUCUCAAUCAGAAGGGCUUCUACUCUGUUCUUCAGAUUCUGCUUACAAAUGGAUUGGCAAGAUCCCGACCUUCCCUUUCCAAAGGAACCCUCACAGCCAUUUUUACACUGUCACUCAGGCCUGUUAUUGCUGCACAUUUCUCAGACAACCUGCUGAGGUCUUUCCUUCUCCACAUCAUGUCUGUUCCAGCAUUCAUCUCGCACCUCAACACGCUCACUCCAGAUUGUAUGGUCACCAUGCAGACCCAUGACCUUUUCCGCAAGUUUGUCUUGUUUUUAAGUCGAGAGGAGCAGUGUUUGGAUAUCUGUGUUUGUCUGGAGGGAAGCCACACUCUGUGCUUACUGGGUAACCUAAUUCAGCUGGGAUAUUUCAAUGUAAAAGUUCUAGAGCAGGAAGCAGGUCACUUUGUCAAGGAUCUGACAGAUAUGUUGUCAUACUGUCAAAGAUAUGUAUCUCAAAAGAAAUCCAAUCUCACACAUUGGCACCCAGUGUUGGGCUGGUUCUCCCAGACUGUUGACUAUGGACUUAAUGAGUCUAUGCCGUUGGUGACAAAGCAGUUACAGUGUCUGUGGGGAGUUCCAGUGAUCUGCACGCUCUUCUGUGAUGUUCUCAGCAAAAAGCUAGAAACUCAAGAUGCCACUUCGCUUCCCCCUCCUCCGCCAAGCUCAUUACAGAAUAAUCUGCCCGUCAAAAAUCUGUUUAAGCGAGCGUUCCAGAAGUCUGCUUCUGUGCGGAACAUCCUGAAACCGGUCGGAGGGAAACGUGUGGACUCGGCUGAGGUCCAGAAGGUGUGCAGUAUUUGUGUGCUGUAUCAGACAGCCCUCACCACACUCACGCAGAUCCGCCUGCAGAUUCUCACAGGACUGACUUAUCUGGAUGAGCUGCUGCCGAAGCUGUGGGCAUUUAUCUGUGAGCUUGGCCCUCAGGGGGGACUCAGACUCUUCCUGGAGUGUCUCAAUAAUGACACAGAAGAGUCCAAACAGCUUCUGGCCAUGCUGAUGCUCUUCUGUGACUGCUCCAGACAUCUCAUCACGAUUCUGGAUGACAUAGAGGUGUAUGAGGAACAGAUUUCUUUUAAAAUGGAAGAGCUUGUUACCAUCUCCUCGUUCCUCAACACAUUUGUUUACAAGAUGAUCUGGGAUGGUAUUUUAGAGAAUGCAAAAGGAGAGAAGCUGGACUUAUUCCACAGCGUUCACGGCUGGCUGAUGGUUCUAUAUGAGCGGGACUGUCGCAGGAGAUUCACGCCUGAAGAUCACUGGCUUCGCAAGGACCUGAAGCCCAGCCUGUUGUUUCAAGAGCUGGAGAAAGGCAAAAAAAGAGCACAGCUGCUACUUCAGUACAUUCCUCAUGUCAUCCCACACAAAAAUAGGGUGCUGCUGUUCCGAAACAUUGUGACAAAAGAGAAGGAGACUCUAGGAUUGGUGGAAACAAGCUCCGCCUCUCCCCAUGUGACUCAUAUAACUAUUCGCCGCUCACGCAUGUUGGAGGACGGUUAUGAUCAACUGCGGCGUCUACCUGUCAACUCCAUUAAGGGAGUGAUCCGAGUGAAGUUUGUGAAUGAUUUAGGUGUGGAUGAGGCUGGAAUUGACCAGGAUGGUGUGUUUAAAGAGUUCUUAGAAGAGAUAAUCAAGAAGGUUUUCAACCCAGCGCUCAAUCUAUUCAAGACCACCAGUGGGAAUGAGAGAUUAUAUCCCUCCCCAACCUCCAGCAUCCAUGAGAACCACCUUCAGCUGUUUGAAUUUGUUGGAAAGAUGCUUGGAAAGGCAAUGUACGAAGGCAUAGUGGUUGACGUGCCAUUUGCCUCUUUUUUCCUGAGUCAGGUUCUAGGUCACCAUCACAGCACCUUCUACAGCUCCAUAGAUGAGCUGCCCUCUCUUGACUCAGAGUUCUACAAAAAUCUCACCUCCAUUAAGCGUUAUGAUGGCGACGUCAGUGAUCUGGGUCUGACUUUAUCCUACGAUGAAGAGGUGAUGGGGCAGUUAGUCUGUCAUGAGCUAAUUCCUGGUGGAAAGACCAUGCCUGUCACUAAUGAAAACAAGAUCAGCUACAUCCACCUGAUGGCCCACUUCCGCAUGCACACCCAGAUCAAGGAGCAGACGGCCGCAUUCAUCAGAGGCUUCCGCAGCAUCAUCAACCCAGAGUGGCUGCAUAUGUUUUCCACCCCUGAGGUUCAGAGGCUCAUCUCUGGAGACAACGCUGAGAUAGAUCUAGAUGAUCUCAAGAAGCACACUGUGUACUAUGGAGGUUUCCAUAGCAGCCACAGAGUCAUUCUUUGGCUGUGGGACAUUCUCUCCAGCGACUUUUCCCCUGAUGAGAGAGCCAUGUUCUUGAAGUUUGUCACCAGCUGCUCAAGACCUCCUCUGCUUGGUUUUGCCUACCUCAAACCCCCUUUCUCCAUCCGUUGUGUGGAAGUGUCAGAUGAUCAGGACACAGGCGACACUUUAGGCAGCGUUCUGCGUGGCUUCUUCACGAUUCGUAAGAAGGAGCCAGGUGGUCGCCUCCCUACUUCCUCCACUUGUUUCAACCUGCUCAAGCUGCCCAACUACAGCAAGAAAAGCAUCCUUAGAGACAAACUCCGCUACGCAAUCAGCAUGAACACUGGCUUUGAGCUUUCAUAACCCACAAAGCACAUUUCUGCAUUGGAUUAUGCUACCCAUACAAACUCAUACAUCUACAGACACGAACAUCAACAAAACUGGUAGUGGCUGAGCAAAAGUGGCCACACAAAGGUUGAAGUAGGAGACAAAAUGAUUACAAUCUUGCUUCAUGACAUUUUGGCCUUCAAUUAAGGACCUUUUUUCAUCAAUUUGUUCUCUGUCUGUCCACCAAAUGGCAAGUGAAUGAUGAAACUUACUUUUUAAAGUGGCGGAACUGAGCGAAACAUGGCUUUUAGAGACUCUCUGAGGAGCUCAAGCAUAGAAGUAUAUUAAAAAGUCUUGACAUUACCUAGAGAGUUGUUUUAAGGAUCCAUGUUCUUCAUUGUUAGCAUUUGAAGCCAAAAGAGCUCCCAACGCCUUAUACAAUCAGUUUUAAACCAGCUAAAUUUAAUGUUGUCAAGUCAGGAUCUUUCGGGACCCCUACUGCAUCGACACCCGUCAAUCGGAGGCUGAGAAACUCAACUCCAUUUGUGCAUCCAGAAUAACUCCAAAACUAAAUUGGGCUUGGACUUUAUUCAAUGUCCAUUCGACAAACUCUCCUAAACCUCCUCACAAAAUUACAAGCAUAUAUAGUGGCGGAUGUACAGAUGUAAGAUCUGCAGAAACAGUUCAGCGUUAUCUCUCAGGUCUCCGUGUCUCACCCCCCAGGAAGGGAGUAGGAAAGCAAUACUAAUGCAAUGCAAGCCAUGCAACUCAAGACACAAAGGAGGCUUUUGCCUGUUUGUAUGGCAAAUGCUUUCAAACCCAUAGCGCACUAAACAACUGCUGGACUUGAGGACCGAACUUUAAGAGAAAGCCCAGCACUGUUGAUCAAUUUUAGCAUGGUAGAGCCAGCAGUAUUUUAGAUGAGAGAUGUCCCUGCAGAAAUACAUGUCUCUGUUCCUGCUUUCUCUUCACAUACACUACAGAGCCCUUUUCCAGAAUGCAUCAUUGGCCUAAUGUCAUGGUGACAUUUCUUUUUGCUUAUGAUUCAGCUCAUGCUCUAACGCUGUCUUCAUGUCAAACUCAUCUAUUCAUUAAGAUCAAUUCCUUGUCUUGGACUUCUUUUUUUUUUUUAUUGAUGAAGGAAGGACGGAUUAACCACUAAAAGGUAUUUUACUUCAUCACAUGACAAGCUCUCCCUAUCAUCUCCCACUAACUCUUUGCUCAUCAUUGUGGCGUAUACUACUGGAAUUAAGCCAUACAGUAAAGACAACUAGCUAUCAAACCAGCUCUCAUAGGAACUUUUUUCUUAAAGGGAGAGUGUUGCAGUGACUUCCCUGAAAGGUCAAUGGGCUCGAUGGAAUCUCAUGAAAUGUUAUUCCAAGUGGACAAAAAAAAAAUCUCCCUUUGCAUGAUGUCACUGGAUGAUUCAAAUGAUUCCAUGUCCGUGUCACAGAGGUCAGAGUCUGCUGUUGAUUUGUUGUGUUGUUUGUUUUUUUUCUUUUGUUAUAAAGAAGGUAGGGUUAAUCUGUUAAGCAAUUUCUGGGUUGUUUUUUCCCUAAAAUUUAACGGAACAGUUGAGGUCAAAAGUUUACAUACACCUUCAAAAUCUGCAUAAUGUUAACUAUUUUACCACAAUAAGAGGAAUCAUAAAAAAUGCAUGUUAUUUUUUUUUUAAGUACUGACCUGAAUAAGAUAUUUCAUAUAAAAGACGUUUACAUCCACAAGAGAAAAUAGUUGAAUUUAUAAAAAUGACCCCGUUCAAAAGUUUACAUAUGCUCACUGAUGCUCCAGGAGAAAAAAAAAAAAAAAAAAAAAAAAAAAGUAUGCAUUAAGAGCUGGGGGUGAAAACUUUUGAACAGAAUGAAGUUGUACAUUUUUCUUAUUUUGCCUAAAUAUAUAUUUGCCUAUAUUUUUUUUUCAUUUAGUACUGCCCUUCAGAAGCUACAGAAGAUACUUACAUGUUUCUCAAAAGACAAAAUAAGUUAAAUUUAACCUGAUCUUCAAAUUCAUGAAGUUUUCACCCCCCG
This is a messenger RNA of Labeo rohita (rohu), 5455 nucleotides long. It is a transcript of the gene ube3b, whose product is annotated as ubiquitin protein ligase E3B. The transcript has 27 exons. Gene Ontology annotation, molecular function: protein binding; ubiquitin protein ligase activity. The record is from RefSeq and is a predicted model, not a curated record. The coding region runs from base 255 to 3464 and encodes 1069 amino acids. NCBI's taxonomy places the organism in Eukaryota, Metazoa, Chordata, Actinopteri, Cypriniformes, Cyprinidae. Gene Ontology annotation, biological process: ubiquitin-dependent protein catabolic process; protein polyubiquitination.